Messenger RNA from Alligator mississippiensis (American alligator), 3997 nucleotides. It is a transcript of the gene CCL28, whose product is annotated as C-C motif chemokine ligand 28. Gene Ontology annotation, molecular function: chemokine activity. The record is from RefSeq and is a predicted model, not a curated record. NCBI's taxonomy places the organism in Eukaryota, Metazoa, Chordata, Crocodylia, Alligatoridae. Gene Ontology annotation, cellular component: extracellular region. Gene Ontology annotation, biological process: immune response. The coding region runs from base 75 to 449 and encodes 124 amino acids. The transcript has 3 exons.
UGCAGCCUAGCACACUUGUUUCCUGUACCUUUCAGCCAGGUCUGCUACGGUAAAGCCUGCAGCUCUUGGAGAGAAUGGACUUGAACUUAGCCACUGUCUUCACUGUUCUUGCAAUUGUAGUUAUUCAGACAUCUGAGGCUACCAUGUUUCCAGUGUCCUUUAACUGUUGUACAAAAGUAUCACACCAUGUUCCCAGAAGUCUUCUACGGCAAGUACAGAUGUAUGAAAUCCAGAAAGAGGAUGGAGUAUGCCACUUACCAGCUGUUAUCCUUUAUGUGAGACAUGAAUGGUUAUGUGCAAGCCCACAUAAUAAAAAUGUUAGAAAAUGGCUACAGAAGAAUACAUCCAAGAUUCUUAGAAGAAAUGUUCAUACUGGGAGGAAGGAGAGAAACAAGAGCAAACACAAAAUUAAACACAACAUUGUGAAAAACACUACUGGGCUGAAAUAAAACCUGUGAUGGAGGUAUCUGUAGAAUGCUACAUUGUAUCCACUGCAACCCAGAAAAAAACACCAGAUUAAGAAUUCAUGUGCUGGAUGACUGCUCAACAUUGUGUAGUUACAAUCUAUAACUUCAUAGGCUAUAAAAAUAAUCUUUCAAAAGCCCCAAAGCAAGCUGCAAUAGAUAUCAACUGUACCUAUUCUUUAUCCCUUUUCAAUUGUACCUUGAGAUGAUCUUGUUUCUGGAGUAUUCUACUAGUAAAAUAAGGCUGGUAAAGGAAAUAGUUGAUGAAUUAGAAAUGACAUGUCAUUGGCAUGUCUACUCUGCCUCAUCUGCUGUGACCUCUAUAAUCUGCAAUAGUAUGUAACUUCAAACUCUGUAACUGUCUCCCUUGACUUUCAGAGCUGUCCCUUUCAUCUUACUCUGAUCUCCAUUUUAAGAUCUCUUUGUGUAAGUCUUCCUCCUUCUCAUUCUCCUUUGGGUUUUAUCCCUGGUGUUCUCUUCCUUUUAAUUUACCUUCUGAGCUUGAACAGAGACCGGGACCAUCUUUGUCCUACUGACUCAUGAAUGGAAUUCUCCCAACCUGCCUUCUCCUUUCCAGUUGUGUAGCUACUUCAUGUUCUGUCUGGGGGAUCACCAGUCAUGGCUGCAGCUUGCCAAAAUGUCAACUUUGUUUUCUACUUCAACCCUUCUAUGCUUCCAGCAUUCCUUGCCGCUGACAAUCCUCCGUGCCCCUUAGGCUCAAAAUCUAGGGGCCCAAGAUUCUGGCAGCCUUGCUACCUACUUCUUGCCCUUUUUCUCUGAGUGCUGUCUUUGUGCCUUCUUUCAUGUUACCCCCUACUGUUUGGAGUAGUUUCCCAGACUCAUUUCUCCAGGUUCCUUCCCUUCUUCAAAUGACUGACUUCCUCAGCAAAACAUACAAGCCCCAACCCAUGGCAGUCAGUUACAUUUUCCACUGUACCAAAGUGGAAACAGUGAUUAAGGGGAAGUAGGGGAUUGAAAAUUUAGAAAGUUUGCGGUAUCCUUAUGAAGAGAUAUGAGAGAAUUAAUAGGUCAGGAAUGAUACAGGUGCUUGUAACAAUCACUUGAUCUUGCCCCAAAAGGCCAAGAAGUCCAGUAUUACUGUAACCCUCAUUUUCCUUCCACUGCUCUUCCAAUUAUUGUUUGUUAUUUUUACUUACUGUAUCGAGUCUAAAAUUAGAUUCUUUGUUCCCUGGAGCAACGCUGUCUCUUGUAUCUUCUGUAAAGCACACAGGGCACGUUAAAUGUUUUUAUAACUAAUAAUGAUCUGCAUACAUAUGACAAGGAUGCAUGCAGGUCACUAGAUAUCAGAAGCAGACAAUGGUUUCCCCAAAACAAAGAAAAAUGGCUGUCCUUGGUGAAUAGCUGGCUCCCUCAGCUGCUGAAGUGCACUAUGAUGAAAGAAAUAGCAAUCGGUAAGAAAAAGCCAAGGCCUGCAUCACAUCUGUGCAAGUGGGAUAGAAGCGUUGGUGGUUUCAAGUCUUCCUCCAGUCCUUACCGGAUACAGGGACUAAAGCAGGCCCUGGCACAGGUUGGAGCUGCACCUGCUGGAACUGUUUGUAUAAACUCUUCUGCUAACCCAGGAUUUCUCCUGACUUCUAACAUACCCAGAAUAAUUCCUGCUACACCACAGUGAGGGAGUCGAUGGCACAAAUCUAGCUUUCUAGCAGCUGAGAAUUCUACCAGGCAGGAAACUGAAUUCUCUAGUUGGUCUAAUAAAAGAUAUCGCCUCUACCACACUGACUACCAGGCAGGAAAAAUCCUCAUCAGGCUGCCUAAGGCAGCUUAAGUCUCCUUUGUACUAUUGGAAGAUUCCAGCCAGGGCUGAGGCUCUGCCAUGAGACUUAUUUCUCAAGCUGAUAUUUUUGGCAGGGCUGUGGCUCAGCAAACUUUCAGCUAGGAUACAAAGUCAAGAGUUGCUUCCACACAGAGGUAUAGGUUGUAGCUGUGUUGGUCUAAGGACAUAGGUAGACAAGGUUCUUUGGGUAAAUCUGAUAUAUUUUAUUAGACCAACUCAAAUAGUUGGAAAAAUUCAUGUUUGCAAGCUUUUGGGUAUAAAUACCUUUUGUCAGGCUGAGGAAACAUCUGCAGGUGGUGUGUGCUCUUCCUGGAUGGAAUGAAUAGUAAAGAAGCCAGCAGCUGGUAUGCAUGCAAGAAAGGCAGUCAGUGAAGUUGUAAAUUGAGGAGUCAAUAGGUGACAGACAGGUUGGGGUUGGGGUUGGGGGGAGGGGAAUGAAUGGAGCUGGUAAAUAGUGGAGAGAUACUUGGGGAGUCAAAUUUUAGGCAGGUUAUAAUGUGUCAUAAAUCCAAUGUCUAUAUUUAGUCCAUGAUUUUUUUUGUAUCAAGGAGUUUGAUGAAGUUCAUAGGCUUGCCUGCAAAAGGUGUUUUGUAAAUCCGCUUUGAGGAUUAGAACUGAGAGUUUGGAGAGAGAAUGGUUUUCUUGUGAGAAAUGUGCCCCUACAGGUAAUUGGGUAUUUUUGUCUUUGAUAGAUUUCUGGUGUGUGUUCAUCCUGGUGCACAGUUGUUGUUUGGUCUACCCUACACAGAUUUUUUUUGCUUCCACACAGAUUUUUAAAGGCAUCUAGAUACCUAAAGAUGCAGAAAGGCUCCUAGGGGAAUUUUCCAAAGCAUCUGGCUAGCUCCCACCUGCAUCACUGGGCAUCUAAGUAUUCUUACAAACCUGUCCCUUGGAACGGAAUCCAUAACACAGACCAAGGCUGAGGCAAUGUUUCUGGGGAAUAUUUUGUAAAUGAAAGGUUACUGCUGCCAUAAUUUCAGCAUGUGUUCUGUGUUAAAUAGUAUUAUGGCUACUGAAUAUCCAUUGGCUAUUGCAAAUAUUAAAAUAUAUUAUGUGCUGUAUACAAAAAUGAUUUCUAAUCACAUUGUGUCAAAUGCAUUCAUUAUUGUAAACAGAUGGGUGCAAUGCCAGAUCUGUUGCUUACAUAGUCCAUUGAUUUGCAUGCAUAGUUUAAUAUAUUGCAAGAAGUUAAUUAUAUAGUUCUGGUCCUAGGCAGAACCCAGUGCAUCUACAUGUUAAUAUGCAGCAAUAAACUUCAGCACCAGCUCAACAUGCUAGCUCAACAUGCUGCACAAGGUCUGGCUGGGGCACAAAGGUGCUUCAGUGUGGCACUAGCCAGCAGGCAGCCCCUGCACUGAAGCACCCUCAUGCCCCAGCCAGCUGAGUCAUUGUCUAAGAGUGUGCUGGUCCUGCCUAACUGGCUGGGCCUCUACUCCCAAGAGUUCCCAAAAACAGCCUGCUGCACUGCAUGAUAGGUGCAUGGGCUUAGUCCAAUGUCAUCACAUCACAGUAGCAAUUCCAGUUCAAGGAUUACAGGAUUACUUAAUUAGGAACGUUACAGGUUGUUUUUGACUGUGUGUACAUUUUCUCAUGGCAUUGUAUAGCCUGAAUCUUCACCUCCUGGGUUUUUAUGUGUUGAGAAAUUAUGUAUUUAUAGCUGAAGCUGCUAUGCCAUUCUCCUUGCUCCCUCCCCAAAUAAGAGACUAUACAAAUAAACGAGUUGUAUUCUAAACAGACA